Molecule: messenger RNA, 414 nt
Organism: Sphenostylis stenocarpa
Lineage: Eukaryota; Viridiplantae; Streptophyta; Magnoliopsida; Fabales; Fabaceae
Source: the annotation of a GenBank genome assembly
AUGGUGGAGGAGGGCAUUUAUCGCUCCAGUUUCCCUCGAUCUUCAAAUUUCUCUUUUCUAGAAACUCUGAAUCUUCGAUCCCUCGUAUACUUGUGCCCCGAACCUUAUCCACAACAAAAUCUAGAGUUUCUUCAAUCGCAAAAUAUUCAAUUCUUCCACUUUGGUAUUCAAGGCAAGACGGAUCUUUCUGUGCCUGUCGUUAAGGAUUUGAUCUUGGAGGCCGUCAAAGUUUUAAUUGACGUGAGAAAUCACCCUGUUUUAAUCCACUGCAAUCAAGGAAAGCAUCGAACUGGUUGCGUCGUUGGAUGCUUCAGAAAAUUGCAGAGUUGGUGUUUAUCUUCUGUGUUUGAGGAGUACAAGCUAUUUGCUGGUGCUAAAUUCAGAACAACAGAUUUAAAGUUCUUAGAAACGUGA